Molecule: messenger RNA, 543 nt
Organism: Dibothriocephalus latus
Lineage: Eukaryota; Metazoa; Platyhelminthes; Cestoda; Diphyllobothriidea; Diphyllobothriidae
Source: the annotation of a GenBank genome assembly
AUGCAAAUACGUGCUAUGCGAACUGGGGCUGGCUCCAUUGCGUACAUUUUCGUCCUCAGCAAAUGUGCCAAAACAGCAGCUGACAUUUUAAGUGCACUUCAAAUCGAUACUGACGCGGUGUUUGCGCGAUCUGUCCUGAUUGGCUCUAUUCUCUUCCAUUUUCCCUUGAGAUUUCUCAAGGAGUGGCUUGACGACGACGCUAAGAUCCCUCCCCAGAAGCGCCUUCCCUCCCACACUUCUAAUCGACAUCAUUUUCCCUCACACAUCCCCGACGAGCAGCCCUCGUCAGCCAUCAAGCGCCGCGUCCUCGUCACCACGGAUGAUGCCUCCGUCUUUGCGGAGGCCCAACGAAAGUACCCGAACUACGAGUUCAUCGGGGAUAGCCAGCGUGCAAAAUCGGCCGAACUGUCUUCACGCUAUACUCACGACGCUCUGGUCGCCGUCAUCACAGACGUGGUCGCCCUCUCGCACACCGACUACCUGGUCUGCACAUUCUCCUCACAGGUCAGUAGAAGCCCCUACCCCCCACAUACGCUCACAUAA